This is a messenger RNA of Anguilla rostrata (American eel), 5912 nucleotides long. RefSeq names its product thyrotropin-releasing hormone-degrading ectoenzyme-like. Gene Ontology annotation, biological process: proteolysis; peptide catabolic process. The transcript is spliced from 19 exons. The coding region runs from base 751 to 3765 and encodes 1004 amino acids. Gene Ontology annotation, molecular function: zinc ion binding; peptide binding; metalloaminopeptidase activity. The record is from RefSeq and is a predicted model, not a curated record. Lineage: Eukaryota; Metazoa; Chordata; Actinopteri; Anguilliformes; Anguillidae. Gene Ontology annotation, cellular component: cytoplasm.
GUGCUCGCAGGAUAGCUAAUGCUGUAGCCGCAUCCCGGCCACUCUUAAGCGUCACAUUCGGCGUUGCUGUGUUGCAGGAGUCUGUGCAUUGCGAAACCCACGACAAAACUCUUGAAGGUGUCUGUCUCUUUCCCUUGCGUAAAAAACAAAAACAAAACCGUUUCUCUUGCGAAAGGGUCGUUUUAGUUUGUGCAUCCAGACUGCGCACCUGCAUCAAAUCUAUUGAGAGGCGGGUGAAGACGGGAGUAUUGACUCUUUUUUUAUUUUAGUAAUAUUUCGCACUUUUCACACACAUUUUGAUAUCCGUCGAGAGGUUUUGGAGAGCACUCCGAUACAGUCAGACCGAGGGCUGCACGCGCCGCUCUGGCAGUCGGUGCGAAGUGUUUCUCAAUAUGCGACCGUCGCUCAGUGAACAUAAACCGUCAGCCGCGGCAGCAUCAGUCCCGGGAACGGAUUGCAGUAUGUGCAGUACCUUUGCUCUUCAGAGAUUGUAGAAAACAAGGAAGAAAGCCAACAUGUUACUGGAUAAAUCCAAUAAUAUAAGCUCGGGGUGAGGGUUAAGGAACGGACAUCUUCCAAAGCAAGUUUGUUUCAUACUUUUUGUAUAUAUUUAAUGUAUAUCUUCUAAUUAAAUGUGUGUGGAAUCGGAGCAAAUAUGACUGUGGUCAUUUGCCGCUACCGGAGCUAAGACUCCGUUCACCAGUUUACUUCUUUAUCUGUUUUCCGGCAAAGCGUCAUAUUCGGCGGAGUAUGGCUCUGGAAGAUAAACGUGGGAAAGCCUUAUCUUUCACACAGAUGGGAAUAGAGGAGAACUCGAUGAGAAACGGGAGAGGCCUCUCUGAUCAAUGGGCCGACAGUGUGGUGGUUCGUCCCAGGACAACCGAACGACACAUCACCGUGCACAAAAGACUUGUCCUGGGUUUCGCCAUCUCUAUCCUAACACUUAUCGUUGUCACCAUCAUCGCGGUGUUGUUCGGCGUCAGGUUCGAAGAGUGCGCAGGGGAGAGCAACUCGCGCGUUUCCAAUGAGUCUGCUACCAAGCUCAACCAGUCUCGGGAAGCUAAUUUUAAUCACAGGGAUGAAGACGUCCAACCUUGGCGACAACUGAGAUUACCCACGUCUUUGCGGCCACGGAACUACGAUUUGAAGCUUUCGGUGUACAUGGACAACUUCACUUUUUCCGGCGAAGUUAACAUUGAAGUCGAGUGCGUGAAGUCCACGAAGUUUAUCGUCCUGCACGCGGACAGGCUGGAUGUAGAAAAGGCGGUGGUGUAUUCGGAUAACAAAAAACCUGCCAUAAGGAUUCACCGCCAGUUUCAUUAUCCAUCAAACCAAGUUUAUGUCAUCGCCUUGCACAGGGAGUUAAAGCCACUAAGAACGUACAAAAUUAACAUUACAUUCGAAGCCCAAAUUGAAAACGAACUUUUGGGAUUUUUCCGGAGCUCGUAUGUUCUGCACGGAGAAAGAAGGUACCUGGCGGUGACCCAGUUCUCCCCCACCCACGCCCGCAAGGCUUUCCCCUGUUUCGACGAGCCUGUGUACAAGGCCAUCUUCAAAGUGAGCCUGAGGCACGAGGGGGGGCACCUGUCCCUCUCCAACAUGCCCGUGGAGCUCUCCGUGCCCGAGGAGGACGGCUGGGUCACCAACCACUUCUUUCGCACCCCCCGCAUGUCCACCUACUACCUCGCCUGGGCGGUGUGCAAUUUCACCUACAGAGAAGCCUUCACCGAGAGCGGCGUGGUGAUACGCCUGUAUGCCAGACCGAAUGCCAUCGACAGAGGGCUGGGGGACUACGCCUUGAAUAUCACUAAGAAGCUCCUGCAGUUUUAUGAAGACUACUUCAAAGUUAAAUACUCCCUGCCCAAAUUAGACCUCCUGGCUGUGCCAAAACACCCGUAUGCUGCCAUGGAGAACUGGGGGCUGAGCGUCUUCGUGGAGCAGAAGAUCCUGCUGGACCCGGAGGUGUCCUCCAUCUCCUACCUGAUGGAGCUCACCAUGGUUGUGGUCCACGAGAUAUGCCACCAGUGGUUUGGGGACCUGGUGACCCCGGUGUGGUGGGAAGACGUCUGGCUGAAGGAGGGCUUCGCCCAUUUCUUUGAGUACGUGGGGACCGACUUCCUCUUCCCCAAGUGGAACAUGGAGAAGCAGCGCUUCCUGACGGAUGUCCUCCACGAGGUGAUGCUGCUGGACGGGCUGGCCAGCUCCCACCCCAUCUCCCAGGAGGUGUUCCAGGCCACGGACAUCGACCGGGUGUUCGACUGGAUCGCGUAUAAAAAGGGUGCCUCCCUUAUCCGGAUGCUGGCGAGCGUCAUGGGCCAGUCAGUGUUCCAGAGGGGCUUAAAUGACUAUCUGCUGACUCACAUGUAUGGCAACGCUGCUCGGGACGACCUGUGGAACAAGCUCUCGGAGGCCAUGCAGAGAGAAGGAAGUGACAUCAACAUUAAGGAGGUGAUGAGUGGCUGGACGCUGCAGAUGGGUUACCCGGUGGUCACCAUCAGUAAGAACGACAGCCUGGACGGCGCCGUGACCAUCGCCCAGGAGCACUUCGUCUACAACGUGGACACCAAGAUCAGGGAGCCGCAGCUGUCCAACCUGAGCUUCCAGUGGCAAAUCCCACUGACGCUUUCCGUAGGAAAUUUGACUCGCAUAUCGCCAGAAUCGGUCAUUUGGGUUACCAACAGAACAGAGACGCACAAGCUCCACCCGAUGGGCGAGGAGACAUGGCUCCUGGGGAACAUCAAUCAGACGGGCUACUUCAGAGUCAAUUAUGACCUGCAGAACUGGAAGCUUCUGAUCCAGCAGCUAAUGAGGAACCCGGACGUUAUAUCUGUGGGGAACCGAGCAGGACUUAUUGAUGACGUCUUCAACCUGGCCAGAGCGGGGUACCUGCCCCAGAACAUCCCCCUGGAGAUGAUCUGCUACCUGCCCCAGGAGAAGGAGUUCUUGCCCUGGCACGCUGCCAGCCGCUCCCUCUAUCAGCUGGACAAGCUGCUGGACCGCACCGAGGAGUACAGCGUGUUUAGUGAUUAUGUGCUGAGGCAAGUGGCGUCCAUGUACCACAGGCUGGGGUGGCCUACCAGCUCCCCCAACAACUCAAUCAUGCAGGCUGCCUAUCAGACUGAGGAGAUGCAGAGAGAAGUCAUCAUGUUGGCCUGCAGCUUCGGCAACAAGCACUGUCACCGGCAAGCAGUGUCUCUCAUCUCUGAUUGGAUAUCCAGCAAUAAAAACAGGAUCCCUCCCAACGUGCGGGACAUCGUCUACUGCACGGGCGUGUCCCUGAUGGAUGAGGACGUGUGGGAGUUCAUCUGGAUGAAGUUUCACUCCACCGUCGCCAUCUCAGAGAAGAAGGUGCUCCUGGAGGCCCUGACCUGCAGCGACAACGCCUUCCUGCUGAACCGGCUCCUGAAUCUGUCUCUGAGCUCGGACCUGGUUCCGGAUCAGGACGUGAUCGACGUCAUCAUCCACGUGGGCCGGAACCCUCUGGGGAGGCACCUGGCCUGGAGGUACUUCAGGGAGAAGUGGGAGGUCCUAAAUUCCAGAUAUGGAGAGGCCUUAUUUAUGAAUUCCAAAUUAAUCAAUGGAGUGACUGAGUUUCUAAAUACAGCGUCAGAACUCAAUGAGCUGAAGGAGUUCAUCCGGAGCAACGGUGGGGGGGCGGGGCCGGCCUUCUCCCGGGCGGUGGAGAUCGUGGAGACCAGCGUCCGGUGGCACAGCCUCUACCAGCAGCGCUUUUUCCAGUGGCUACGGAAAUCCCCCAACGGUUAGCGCGCGGUCGCCACGGAAACCGCGCGGUCGCCACGGAUACCGGCUUCACCGUGCGGACGCUGGCUUAACUGGGCGGGCACCGGCCUCACCGCGAACGCGUUCGGAACUGUUGCGCUCCAGAUAAAAAGAACUACAAAAAAUUUAAAAGCAUUUCUGAAGAUGACGGAGUUGUAAAUGGUGACCUGGUUCUGUCGUUCUGCACCAUAAAGUCUGUGUUGGAUAAAAAGGUGACAAUUGUAAAAAAGAAAAAGUUAAUAAUAAAUAAUAAUAAUUAAAAUAAUAAGUACAUUUUGCAAAAAGGGCGGAGCCUUUCUGGGCAGUUGGCUGUGGUCUCGUGUAAAUGGGACUUAAAAAUGGAACUGAGAACAUUGCAUGGUGUUGUUCAUCUCCUGCCGACAUUUUUUUCUGUCUUUUUUUCUUGUGCAUGGUUGUUCACCCCAUUCAGCCUGGUGACCUUUGAUGGUUCUGUCCAAAGUGGGCCCCCUUCCAUAAGCAACAAGAGACGACCAAGUAGUGAGACAUAGUGCUAGAAGGCCGGGCAACUUUAUGCAACCGUACCAAGCACAAGAGACCGGCGUGACAAUCAGCCAUUUUGUUUUUUCUUUUUGUUCUUGUUUUUUUUUUCUCUGAAUUUUCAAGACACGACGUGAGAAACUGCCUUCAUCAGGGGAAUCCUUAAAACAGCCGCUCGAUAUAAAAGCCAUACAGAGAUGGAGCUAUGAGGGAUGCAGUUGAGAGCGCUCACAGUAACAUGUUACAUGUCUUAAAAUGGCCUGUUAUCGUUACCUGACCCCCCCCCCCUCCCCCCCCCAGUAGAGACACGCUAGUGAUGUUAGCUGAACAGGAUGGGGUGGUGGGACGGUGCCAUAUAGGGUCUACUGCGGGAGGAUUUUAAACUUGAGCGGAGGCUAAGAGUGCUAGUGGGAGCUGGGUGACUCUUUGGCCCCGAAAAAUACCCUGCGUAACACAAAUGACCGUCCCGAGCUGACACACUGCAAACGCACUGCAAACGCACUGCAAACGCACUGCAAACGCACACCCCAGUUGUACAUACUCAGCGUGCGUUCUCAUGUCCCUGUGGAGGUCAUAAACCCGCGUCCUCAAGGGGGGCGAUCCAGGACAGUUAUGAAAAGACUGAGCGAAAUAAAGUGCAAAUGGAAGAAGACGGCUUCAUCCUAUCAUUGCCUGCCAUAGCGCCCCCUUGCUGCGAUGCUUGACACUGCAGCUUGCGUUGCGUUAAGAAUUUCAGGUGAUUCAUUUUAGAAAGCAGUGAAAUCGGGUUGGGUUGUCUUUGGAUGCACUGUAGAUGUUCAAGAGGAAGUCCAGUGUGGUUUAUAGAUAUGUGCGGUGGUAUACAUGUGUGUGUGUGUGUGUGUGUGUGUGUUGAUUCGCUGGUUCUUAGAGGCAGCCUGACAGGUACCAGCGAGUGUGGAGUAACCCGGUGUGGAAAUAUUGUUGACUCUCGUUUGUUUAGUGAUUCCCUCCAAAUUUGUUACUCUUUCACCUGGAGACCAUAUUGGAAAAAAGGGGUUUCCAGUAUGUCAACAAUUACUGCAGAACUACCAGAGUUCCGUUGUAAACCAGCCUCUCCUAUAGGGCAUAAACAGAUGUGUCACUACAGAUUUUACACUUAGGCACUUAGAGUGCUUUUUCGUGAAUGAAACCCAGUGAAGUGUUUAAUUGAACAUACCGAGCCUUUUGAUCUCUUUUGAGGGGCCGUGUGUGUUUUUAGGACACACAACUGAACACUUUUUUUUUGGUUUUUCAUUUUUUAUACUUAUGAAAAUAAUUGGAAGCUAUAAUUAGAUGUACAGUACAUGUAAAUAAUUGGAUGAGUUUUUUUUUCUUCUUUUCUUUAUCAAUUCAGAGAACAGCUGUAAGUGCCCUUUAACAGUAGUUGGCUUAAUAAUGUGUGUUACCGAGGAGCUCUUUGACCAUAUUCUUACAGUCAAGUGAGCACUUUUAUAUUCUAAACUGAUCCAUAUUUCAUUAAGACGCGAACGUGUUUCCUUUCCGUUCCAUUUCAAAUUGUGUUGACACGACGGCUUUUUCUUUUUUGUAAAUGAGAGAGAUGAUAUCUUCUGUUUUAUAAAGCAGAGCAUCUGUGGAAUUUUAACCGGCAUAAUAAAUUCUUUUGUACAGCGAUG